AUGAGACCAAGCGUAGUAUUAGCUCUUGUAAUACUAAAGUGCAUUUUGUUCUGCAAAGUAUAUUCUUAUAAUAUUCUCGGAGUGUUCCCUUUUCUUGGAAAAAGCCAUUUUUACGUCUACCAAGUGUAUCUACAAGAACUAGCCAGCAGAGGCCACAAUGUAACAGUCGUAUCUUUCUUUCCUCAAAAGCAACCGUUGAAGAAUUACCACGACAUUGAUUUAGGGAAAGAUAAUAAGUACUUUGAGUUCCGACAUCCAAUUAUCGUUUCCUCCUUUCACAAGCUUCUAUCGUUGACAAUUCUCCAGCCAGUGAUGGGACCUUACACGUGUCGGUUGAUCCUUGAAGAUGACGAGGUUCAAAGCCUGUUGAGAUCUAAGCAAGCGUUUGAUCUGGUAGUGAUGGAGCAGUUUAAUGUUGAUUGCCCUUUAAGUAUAGCAUACAAACUAAACGCACCAGUUGUAGGCAUGACAUCUGGUCUGUUGUUGCCAUGGCAUUACAAUCGAUACGGUGUACCCUACAACCCAUCAUAUGUUUUGUAUGACAUAUUUAAUGGCGUAUCGAAACCUACUUUCAUGGAUCGAAUUGUAAGAUCAAUUUCCUACCAUUACAUACAAAUUAUGCAACGUGUUUGUUCCAUGAGUGAGGACCGGGUGAUUGCAGAUUUUUUCGAUGACGUGCCUCCAAUAGAAGAAUUGAGUCAUAAGAUAAAAUUUUUGCUUCUAUAUCAAAACUUUGUUGUUAGUGGAACACAAAUUCUACCAUCAAAUGUCAUUGAAGUUGGAGGUUUUCAUGUAACCAAAGCAAAAAGUUUACCAACAGACCUUAAAAAGUUUAUAGAAGAGUCAAAAAAUGGAGUUAUUUACAUAAGCUUUGGAACUAUUCUGAAUGGGUCAUCUAUGCCACGAAGAGCUUUUGACGCAAUAUUAGGAGCUUUGAAAGAAUUACCUCAAAGGGUUGUAUGGAAAUGGGAAAAAGAGAUACCUGAUAAUCCUGAUUUCAUUUAUGUUUCUAAAUGGAUGCCACAAAAUGACAUAUUAGCGCAUCCCAAUGUUUAUGCAUUCUUUUCACACUGUGGACAGUUAGGAACUACGGAAGCCGUACAACAUGGAGUUCCCAUCAUCGGCAUGCCAAUCACAGCAGAUCAAUUUUCAAACGCAGCUGCUAUCGAAGAAAAGGGUAUCGGUGUUCAAGUUGAUCUUAAUGCUAUAACUAAGGAGUUGUUAUUAGAAAAAUUCAGAAUUAUAUUAAAUCCCAGGUUUAAAUCUCAGGUCGAAAAUAUAUCUAAAAUGUGGCAUGACCGACCUGUCUCAGCCAUUAAUACUGCAAUACAUUGGACAGAAUUUGCUGCGCGCUAUCCAAACUUCACAUACACCUCGCCGAUAAUCGACAUUCCAAUGUAUCAGUACUUAUGCUUAGAUGUCAUGUUUAUAAUUUGUGUAUUACUCAUAUCGCUUCUGUAUAUGAUGAAAUGUUUGUUUGUACUAUGGAAAAAGUCAAGAAAAUCACCGAAUACAAAAAUAAAGAAGUCCUAA
Pieris macdunnoughi is the source of this 1533-nucleotide messenger RNA. Lineage: Eukaryota; Metazoa; Arthropoda; Insecta; Lepidoptera; Pieridae. The record is from the annotation of a GenBank genome assembly.